This is a messenger RNA of Micropterus salmoides (largemouth bass), 3172 nucleotides long. It is a transcript of the gene prr5a, whose product is annotated as proline rich 5a (renal). Gene Ontology annotation, biological process: TORC2 signaling. Gene Ontology annotation, cellular component: TORC2 complex. Lineage: Eukaryota; Metazoa; Chordata; Actinopteri; Centrarchiformes; Centrarchidae. Bases 226 to 1608 code for a protein of 460 amino acids. The record is from RefSeq and is a predicted model, not a curated record. The transcript has 11 exons.
CCAGAGAGAGAGAGAGAGAGAGCUAGCGAGCGGCGGAGCAUGCUUCAUGAAUGAGUCCCCCUCCACCACCGCAGGUCGGACCCAUCCUGAUGCCCGUGUGGGUGCGCAGACCGGCGGGGAACAGUAGAGGAGCCAGUUGCUGAUGAGCCCGGACAGCAAACACAUCCCCUCUGUACUACAUGAGCGUUUCAUCCCAACAGGAACAACACGACAGGAUCAGGAACGAUGCUUGAUGGACUCCGGCGGAGGCACGCCUCCCGGCCCUCCUCCCGGCCCCUGUCACUCAACUUCAGCACCUUCUCGGCCCCUCCCCCGAGUCCAGACAUGGACAGCAGCAGUGAGCAUCCAAUCAGGAGGACUCUGCACCGGCUGAAGCUGAUGAGCUCUCCCAGCCUCAGCGAGCUGGGGAGGAGCGAGAAAAGUUCACCAGAGGACAGAGGGGAGAAGCAGAAGAGGGCAGGAGCCAAUGCCACCUGGAACAGCAUUCACAAUGCUGUCAUAGCAGUCUUCCAGAAGAAAGGUUUGGCAGAUAACGAGCUCUUCGUCCUCAAUGAAGGUGUCCGGCAUCUGUUGAAGACUGAGCUGGGGUCCUUCUUCACAGAAUACCUACAGAACCAGUUGCUGACAAAAGGCAUGGUCAUCCUUCGGGACAAGAUAAGGUUCUAUGAAGGUCAGAAGUUACUCGACUCUCUGGCAGAGACCUGGGACUUCUUCUUCUGUGAUGUUCUCUCGAUGCUGCAGGCCAUCUUCCAUCCUGUUCAGGGUAAGGAGCCCUCUGUCCGACAGCUAGCUCUGCUUCACUUCAGGAACACCAUAGUCCUGAGUGUAAAGUUAGACGACGCCCUGUCUCGACCUCGGGCCCGUGUGCCGCCUUCUGUUACACAGAUGCUGCUUAUUCUACAGGGGGUCCAUGAGUCGCGUGGUGUGAAUGAGGACUACCUGAGGCUCGAGUCCCUGGUUCAGAAGGUGGUCUCGCCCUACCUGGGCACCCAUGGGCUUUACUCUGGAGAUGGCGCUGAGGCCCAUUGCUGUGUUCUGGAGAAGUGUUUACCGUGGGGCUGGCCCAAGUCUGCAGAUCAACCGUGUAAAAACCCUGUGGUACGAUCAAAAAGCUACAAUAUCCCUCUGCUGCUGACCCCGGUGGCUGAGUAUGACCCAGAUGCCAGCUCUGUUGGCAGUGGAGGAAUCCGCCGCCACUCGGCCUGUGAGAUUAUAUCAUGCCUGGAGGAACAAGGACUGGCCUACGCUGACCUGGCUUCAGGAUCUGAACUGUCUGGCCCCUCCUCCAACAGGCUGUGCGUGGGCUCUCAGUUCAAUGGUAUUUUACAAGCAGGAGCGAGCGCCAUGGGCUUGCCUCUUUCGUCUCCGUCCAUCCUUCCCCUUCAUUCCUCAGGAGCUCUCCACGGCACUGAGGCCACAACAACAAUGACUGAUCUCAGUAAGGGUGCAUCCUCCACGCCACCCAGUGAAUCAUCCAGCCCUGAAACCAUAAUUGGACAAGUGCUGGAGUCUGCAGACUCAGACUCAGAUGGGAUAUUUAUUGAUUUCCCACCUCACUCCUCAGAGGCUAUGGGGUACAGCCGCGAGAGCAGGCAGAGCACUGUGUAGCUGUAGCCCACACAGUGUGUACGGUAAUAAUCUGUGCGAAAGAUUAAAGAAAUCAUGCGUAUACAUUUCAUUAAAUGGGUACCAUCUUCCUUUCUUACUUUAGUACGAUGAGUUUCCAUGAUGUGUCCAUUCAAAGUGCUUUCACUGGUGAGUGAAACCCUCGCAACUCUAAAAGUCGACUUUUUAAGAACUAAGAAAAUCAUGUUUUUCCAACAAAAUACAAAGCAAAUGCCGGUGGAAGUGUUAUUAAAAGGACUGACAAUGUGUCGCCAGGUUUUCAACUUGAGGACCCUCUAGUGUGUGACUUUAUCCUCAGCUUUCAAAGGUUAUAUUCUAUAUGUUUCUUAUUGGCAACUCAUUCUAUGAAAAGACCAAAAUCAACAAUGAUCUCUCUCUAGCCAACGCCUGCUUCAGCUUAGUCCACUACCACAGGCCUCAAAUUUUGUACAAGAACUACUAAAAACACAUCAAUGAGCCGCGCAGUUGCACUGACAUGUUUCUUCGUUUGCAUGAACGUAGGCACUGUAGUUUAUUGCUGGUACUGUAAACACUCACUAGAUGAUCAAAUGUGUAUUAAUCUGCAGGUGAAAAUAGUCCCAACAAAUACACUGUUUACUCCUAACUUAAGUCAUUUAACUAAACUACACUGCCCAGCUCUUUUUUAUUUGAUUAAAAACCCAUUUUUUAAGAAUUAUGUCUCUAGUAGGAGCGAAUGCGCGUUAGUGUUACGGAUGUGCCGGGGAAGUCAGAAAAUAUUGAGAUAUUGUUGGUUUUGGUAUUUUCAUUAGAUCUGUUGAAAACAUCAAACACAUACAGUAUAGUUAAUGUUAUCUUUUAACCCGUAGAGAAGCACUGAAAAAAUUGGAGUUAUGAGGAUUUUCACGCAGUACCAGUUUCUUACUUCUGCUAAGAAGAUGGCUGUUACAACCACCAUUUACAUGGAGAAAUGACAGAAACCUAACAUAUUUAUCAUGGACGUGUUUUGUAUAUGUGUACUUUGAACUUCACAGCAGUUUUAUAUUUUCUGUUAAGCUUUGUUGUCUGCCUCGUGGCAGUAACACAGUAAUGAGGUCUUCUGCUCUUCACUUUUGUACGACAUAUGGACUGUUGAAUUGUUUUUAUUGUCAGCGGCAGUCAUCGAGCGCUAAUGCAAAAUUAUCCUCUUAGAGCAAACAUCAGUGUGACAGCAUUUGCUUUUCUGUAUUAGCUGUGUACAGCAGGAGUUUGAGGAAUGUGACGAUGUUUAUUGUUUACAUUUGACAAAGACAUGAACAUUUUGGCUGAAUGUCGUCUCACACACUGUAUUUUGCACCACCACUACCUUGUAAAUAAAAGUGCAUUGUUUUUUAGGACAGCUAGAUAGUGUAAAGUGAGCUUUUACCUUUAAAUGGAUUGAGAUUUUAAUAAGGGCUUUUUAACUGAAUCUUUUUCAAAUGAUGUUUUACCUCAAGCGUUUUGUACUUUACUUUUUUUGACAAUCUAUUAUGUCUACAGAGUUGUACUUUGUAUUAAUUUGUUAUACUAGCCCAGUAAAAAUUAAAUAAAUUUUAAUAGUAUUUAAAAA